This is a messenger RNA of Parnassius mnemosyne (clouded apollo), 348 nucleotides long. Lineage: Eukaryota; Metazoa; Arthropoda; Insecta; Lepidoptera; Papilionidae. The record is from the annotation of a GenBank genome assembly.
AUGAUUACCGAAUGUGAUAAGAGUUAUUGCUUCAAAGUUGAAAACAAGUUCAUAGUUAAAAGUGGAUGCAAAAAACGUAUGUGGCGAUCCCUUAAGCAAAUAUUAACCGCCGAACGAGCUUUGCCAUGGCAAAAUGAUGCCGUGUUGUAUUUCUCAAUAAACGCACCACCAACAUUUAAACCAACAAAAAAAUAUUCAGAUAUAUCAGGCCUUCCAGCCCCUUAUGUGGACCGUCAUUCAAAAUUGUAUUAUAGCAAUGUAGAAGAAUUUGCAACUAUCAGAAGUUUACCAAUGGAUAUAACAGCAGGAUACCUUCAGCUCAGAGGAGCAAACAUGAUUGUUGGAUGA